Molecule: messenger RNA, 2998 nt
Organism: Spirodela intermedia
Lineage: Eukaryota; Viridiplantae; Streptophyta; Magnoliopsida; Alismatales; Araceae
Source: the annotation of a GenBank genome assembly
AUGGGGGUUUUCCCGCUGGGUGUGCUUGGCUGUUGCCUCCUCUUCCUUCCCGUCCUCACAUUGCCCUCGGAUCCGACGCUCAACGACGACGUCCUCGGGCUCAUCGUCUUCAAAGCCGACCUGCGGGACCCUGAAGACCGGCUGGGCUCCUGGAACGAGGACGACGACAGCCCCUGCGGCUGGGUCGGCGUGAAGUGCGAUCCCCGGACGAAACGCGUAGCCGAGCUCGCCUUGGACGGCUUCUCGCUCUCCGGCAGAAUCGGCCGGGGCCUCCUCCGGCUGCAGUCUCUGCAAACCUUGUCUCUCUCCAGGAACAACUUCUCCGGUGGCUUCAGUCCCGAGCUCUCCCGCCUGGCGAGCCUCCGGGUGGUGGAUCUCAGCGAGAACGACCUCUCAGGGCAGAUCCCUGAGGGGUUCUUCGCGCAAUGUAGGUCCCUGAGAUCGGUCUCCCUUGCUGGAAAUCGUCUCUCCGGUGAGAUCCCGCCGAGCAUUGGAGCGUGCUCAACCCUGGCGGCGCUGAAUCUCUCGUCGAACCAGCUGAUGGGCGCCCUGCCGAGCGGCAUGUGGUUGUUGAACGGCCUCAGGUCCCUUGACAUCUCCUUCAACAAUCUCUCCGGCGAGGUCCCCGCCGGGAUCGACAAGCUCUAUAAUCUCAGGACUAUCACCUUUCGGGGGAACCAGCUGUCGGGGAGCAUCCCUGAGGACAUUGGAGGCUUGGCACUGCUGAAGUCCCUCGACCUGCGCGAGAAUCUACUCUCCGGAAACCUUCCGGCGACACUUCAAAGGCUCUCCGCUUGCGCCUCCCUGCUCUUGGGUCGCAAUUCCUUCACCGGAGAAUUCCCCGCGUGGAUUGCGGAAAUGGGCAGCCUCGAGGCCUUGGAUCUCUCUGGCAACAGGUUCAGCGGUGGGAUCCCAGAUUCGCUGGGCAAUCUGCAGCUUCUGAAGUUCCUGGAUAUCUCCGGCAACGAGUUCGUCGGGAGCUUGCCGUGGUCGAUGUCGACUGCCAAAGGACUCUCGGAGGCAGAUUUCAGCCGGAACUCCCUCACGGGUGACCUCCCCCAAUGGGUGUUCGAACUGGGUCUGCAGCGGAUUUCCAUCUCUGAGAACAAACUCAGCGGGUUCAUUCAAAUCCCCAACGCCUCAUACCACACGCUCCAAGUCCUGGAUUUAUCUGGGAACGCCUUCUCUGGCGGCGUCCCGAUGGAAAUUGGGAGCAUUGGCAGCCUGCGGCUCUUGAACCUCUCCCGGAACUCUCUGUCGGGUCCCAUUCCGGCGAGCUUGGGGGGUCUCAGCGCCCUCGAGAUCGUCGAUUUGAGCUGGAAUCGGUUGUCUGGCGGCAUCCCCCCGGAGGUUGGAGGAGCCGUCUCUCUCAGGGAGCUCUCCCUAGAAGGGAAUUCCCUCAGCGGCAGAAUUCCCUCCCAGAUAGGCAACUGUUCUGCCCUCGUAUCCCUGUUAGUUGGAUUCUUCUCCUGUCAUCCUUCAUCUUUCCCGUACUGUUUCCUCUACUGUUUUUUGAAUGGCUGGUUGUUCGAGCAGGUUGCUAUCGAAGAACAACCUGACGGGCGGCGUACCCUCGAGCUUAGCGAACCUUACCAACCUGCAGAUUGUGAACCUCUCGCGGAAUCGCCUCUCAGGGAACCUCCCCAAACAGCUUGGCGACCUCCCUCACCUUCUUAUCUUCAACAUCUCCCACAACCUAUUCUCCGGCGACCUCCCCGCCGGCAACUUCUUCAACACCAUAUCUCCGUCCUCGGUCUCUGAUAACCCCUCCCUCUGUGGAUCGGCCGUCAACAGCUCCUGCCCAGCGGUCCUCCCCAAGCCCAUCGUCCUCAACCCCAACUCUUCCUCCAAUCCUUCGUCCUCGGGCCCCCUCUUCUCCUCCGACCUCCGGCACAAGAAGAUCAUUCUCAGCAUCUCCGCCCUCAUCGCCAUCGCGGCCGCCGCCCUGAUCACAGUAGGGGUGAUCACCAUCACCGUCUUGAACCUCAGAGUUCGGUCCUCCAACCCAUCUCAUUCUGCCGAUGUGCCCCCCCCGUCCGACGGCUAUUUCAGUCAGUCUCCCGCCACAGAAAACAACUCGGGCAAGCUCGUUAUGUUCUCCGGCGAAAACCCCGGCUUCAGCGCCGGCGCCCAUGCCGUCCUCAACAAGGACAGCGAGCUCGGCCGCGGAGGUUUCGGCGCAGUCUACAAGACCGUGCUCUGCGACGGACGGCCCGUGGCCAUCAAGAAGCUAACCGUGUCAAGCCUGGUCAAAUCACAGGAGGACUUCGAGAGGGAGGUGAAGAAACUCGGGAAGCUCCACCACCCCAAUCUCGUGACCCUGGAGGGCUACUACUGGACUCCGUCUCUGCAACUCCUCAUCUACGAGUACGUCUCCGGGGGCAGCUUAUACAAACGCCUGCACGAGGCCACCGGGGAGGUCCUCUCAUGGCGGGAACGGUUCGACGUAAUCCUCGGGGUAGCCAAGAGUCUGGCUCAGCUCCACCAGCUGGAGAUCAUCCACUACAACCUGAAGUCCAGCAACGUCCUCCUCGACGUCUCCGGCGGGCCCAAGGUCGGGGACUACGGCCUGGCCAAGCUGCUGCCCAUGCUGGACCGGUACGUGCUGAGCAGCAAAAUCCAGAGCGCCCUGGGUUACAUGGCGCCGGAGUUCGCUUGCCGGACGGUGAAGGUCACCGAGAAGUGCGACGUCUACGGCUUCGGUGUGCUGGUACUGGAAGUGGUGACGGGCAAGCGGCCGGUGGAGUACAUGGAGGACGAUGUGGUGAUGCUCUGUGACACCGUCAGGGGGGCCCUGGAGGAUGGCAGAGUGGUGGAGUGCGUGGACAAGAAGCUCGCCGGCAGCUUCCCCCCCGACGAAGCAGUGCCCAUCAUGAAGCUCGGCCUCAUCUGCACCUCCCAGGUGCCCUCUACCAGGCCGGAGAUGAGCGAGGUGGUCAACAUCCUGGAGAUGAUCCGGUCCCCUCAGGACAGCAGCCAAGGGGAGGAACUGGGUUGA